Molecule: messenger RNA, 1086 nt
Organism: Punctularia strigosozonata HHB-11173 SS5
Lineage: Eukaryota; Fungi; Basidiomycota; Agaricomycetes; Corticiales; Punctulariaceae
Exons: 9
Coding region: 1-1086 (361 amino acids)
Biological process (GO): adenylate cyclase-activating G protein-coupled receptor signaling pathway
Cellular component (GO): plasma membrane
Molecular function (GO): G protein-coupled receptor activity
Source: RefSeq, a predicted model, not a curated record
AUGUCUUCGUUGACACUGCUGACGUUUAUUGUGUAUUGUCGUGUCUACGGCUCGGGACGGAAAACCCUGGACGAGGGCGUUCGAGGGUUUAUGAACAGCACGAUGGGAAAAUACUUGAUAUCGCUCAUGGUCGUGGACUUCAUCCAAGGAUGUGCAUUCACAUUGAACUUCCUCUGGGCACGACAUGGACAUAUCAACGUGGAUGGUGUCUGCGUUGCACAGGCGAUACUCUCGCAGAUCGGAGACUUGGGAAUUGCUCUGUGGUGCGUUACCCUCGCAAACACCGACCAGGUCCUUCGUAAUUGCAAUGCAUACUUUCUGGCUCAUUCAAUCUCGAUCGAAAAGGGAGACGUUGGACCUUCUGGGGAGAAGCUGGUAGGAUUUAAUGCUUUGGCACAGAGGUACUCUCUCGACGGAAUUUCAGGUGCCUGGUGCUGGAUAUCGUCGGACUAUGAGGUUGACCGCGUGCCUUUCUUAUACGCUUGGGUUUUCCUCACCAUUUUCGUUUCUUCGAUCAUUUAUGCUUUGAUCUACCUCAAAUUCUCUGGUUUCAUCGGGAUGGACCUGCGGGGGCGACCUACAGGCCUCUUCCAGUGGACGAAGUGGACGACUCCAUCUACGCGACAAAGUAUGAUGCAUAUUGGUGGAUCGACCGGUCAUAGUUCAGGCAGCGGCGACGGCUCUGUAUCUCACCAUGCUCACACUGUCGCGAAACGUUUGAUGUGGUUGCCCAUCAUCUACAUGGUCGUCGUCAUUCCCGUGGCCAUAUGUCGGAUCGGUAGCCUUGCUGGAUGGGAACCUCCAUUCUGGUUCUUCGUCUUCGCCGGGAUCUGUUUUGCCAGUUCUGGAACCUCGGACUCGAUUCUGUUUCUCUUCACGAGACAUACACUCAUCCAGAAUGCAUUGCACAAGCCGAGGACAGCCACCGCGGUUCAUAUAACAAGGCAGCAGAUCACCGUGUGCGAUGACGACCAAGAGGAUGCUCGCAGCCCCCGCAAGGUGAAUUUCCCUGUCGAGUUGAAUUCCAUCGAGAGCAGGGAUAAGCACGACCAACUAUGGGAGAAUUCAAGCGAUACCCCAGGGUAA